This is a messenger RNA of Enterobius vermicularis (human pinworm), 312 nucleotides long. The record is from the annotation of a GenBank genome assembly. Lineage: Eukaryota; Metazoa; Nematoda; Chromadorea; Rhabditida; Oxyuridae.
AUGUUGCCGUUGUUGCAGCUUCUGUUGUCGUCGCCGUCGUUGUUGUUGUUGUUGUCGUUGUUGUUGUUGUUGUUGUUGUUUACUUCUGCUGCCUUACCAUCAGCAGCGAAACGGCCGCAAUACUUUAAUUAUGCUGUUUUAAGCACUUCGGUUGCUCUUUCAGCAACAGUUUUCUGCACUAUGUUGAAAAAAAUAUCUGAACAGAAAAUUGCUACAGCUAUGCGCGUUCUUAUCGGGUAUUUUUUGGUCAUAAGUUUUGCAAGAGCCCUGUUAGAUGCUUAUUCUAUUUCCGAGAUGCUUUUCUUUAAUUAA